AUGGCAGCAUCGGUCUCUUAUAGUGCGUCUAACCUCUUGCUCAAACCGCUCCCCGACCUUGAUGUUGCUGCUCGCCAUACCACCAGCCACGCUCUAUACCAGAUACAUUUCGUCGGAAUUCUGCAACCAUGGGCCAACUUCGAGGCAGAGGUUGCCAACACAUACAACGGCCAGACCUGGAACCUGCAGGCCAUAGCGUCUAAAUUGACGGGCAACUUCCUCGCUGGUUCGGUCCACGAAGAGCGGGUUUUCGUGUGCGACGAACGCGGCAUACAAGGGAGACUAGAGGGACGGGCGGGCACAGCCCUUGGGGCCGUCUUCAAGGCCCAGAACCAGGACCUUAAGCUGGGCGCUUUUAAGGGUGCUUUGCCGCCGCACCCAGGUUACAGGAAGGCCCCUGACUUUGUCCUAAUGACCCAAGCUCACAUGGCGAAGGUCGUGGGAGAAGCCAAGUCUCCUUGGAUAUCUGAGCACCACCUAGAAGACCUCUACAUGUUCGAUUUGCGCCUGAAACAUGGAUUCCUGACCACAUACAACCAAACGGUCUUUCUUCGAAAGGUGGAUGUCGGUCGAGCAUGGGGACUGGAGUAUUCCCCAGUAAUCUACCAUGGAGACAGAGGAAGUGUAUCGGGCACCACUGUCUCGUUUUGUCAGAGUCUUUACCAUGUUGGAUUAUUAGCCCUAGCAGACUCGGAUUUUGGCACCAGCAUAGGCCUGCGGAACCAGACGUGGACGAUUUCUGAAUAA
Molecule: messenger RNA, 747 nt
Organism: Penicilliopsis zonata CBS 506.65
Lineage: Eukaryota; Fungi; Ascomycota; Eurotiomycetes; Eurotiales; Aspergillaceae
Exons: 2
Coding region: 1-747 (248 amino acids)
Source: RefSeq, a predicted model, not a curated record